GUAGAGUGGAUCAAGAAAUUAGUGUGUCUGGAUUUCUGCUUCAUUUAGGUACCAGGUGAGUAGGUUUAGUACCGAAACAUCUAGUUGGCUACUUAUUUUGAUCUUACCAAUUGUUCCUUUACCACUGAUCUGAAGAUAAUUGUUUAUAUCAUACUUUUAACCAGUGAGAUUAGGGUUUUUUUGGCUUUCCUGAAUUGUAAGAGGAGAUUAGUUAAUUCUACUUUUCACCUCUUAUUCUUUAUUACUUUCCUGUUGCUCUCAAGAUCCGCGUUUUAGCUUCAGCUGAAUUUGGCUGUGAAUUCUGCGGUCUCUGUCCUCGUUUUAUCUUAAUUUAUCACUGAUCUGAAGAUAAUUGCUUUCUGCUGCUUUUACACUCAAGUUCUUCCUGGUUCUUCGUCUACUUGGAUUCCUGAAGCUUGCGAGAUGUUUUUAUCGGUUUCCUGCUUUGGAAAAUUCUGAGCAUUUUCAGCUUUGCUUGAUAAGAUGCAGCCUGACCAGCGACGGAAGGCACCUGCGGAAGUAGAUUUCUUCACUGAAUAUGGAGAAGGUAACAGAUACCAAAUAGAAGAAGUAAUAGGUAAAGGAAGUUAUGGAGUUGUUUGCUCUGCGUACGAUACACAUACUGGGGAUAAAGUUGCAAUUAAGAAGAUCAAUGAUAUCUUCGAGCAUGUCUCGGAUGCAACACGCAUUCUUCGUGAGAUUAAGCUUCUUAGGCUCCUUCGUCAUCCUGAUAUUGUGGAAAUCAAGCACAUCCUCUUGCCUCCUUCGAGAAGGGAAUUCAAAGAUAUAUAUGUCGUUUUUGAACUCAUGGAAUCUGAUCUGCACCAAGUUAUUAAAGCAAACGAUGAUUUGACCCCAGAACAUUAUCAGUUCUUUCUUUAUCAGCUUCUUCGGGGCCUAAAGUACAUACACACAGCAAAUGUUUUUCAUCGGGAUCUAAAACCCAAAAAUAUCUUAGCAAAUGCUGAUUGCAAACUCAAGAUCUGUGACUUUGGUCUUGCUAGAGUGGCCUUCAAUGAUGCUCCAACAGCCAUAUUUUGGACAGACUAUGUUGCGACAAGGUGGUACAGAGCUCCUGAGUUAUGUGGAUCCUUCUUCUCAAAGUACACACCAGCAAUAGACAUAUGGAGCAUUGGAUGUAUCUUUGCUGAAAUUCUGACUGGGAAACCUCUCUUUCCUGGUAAAAAUGUGGUCCACCAGCUGGAUCUGAUGACUGAUCUUCUAGGAACACCGUCUCCUGAAGCAAUUGCCAGGGUACGUAAUGAGAAGGCUCGAAGAUACUUAAGUAGCAUGCGCAAGAAGAAGCCUAUACCGUUUUUGCAAAAAUUCCCAAAUGCAGAUCCCCUUUCUCUUCGUUUGUUGGAAAGGAUGCUGGCAUUUGAGCCCAAGGAUCGACCUACUGCGGAGGAGGCUUUGGCGGAUCCCUAUUUUAGGGGCUUGGCCAAGGUUGAGAGGGAGCCUUCUGCUCAACCAGUGACAAAGAUGGAGUUCGAAUUUGAGAGACGGAGGAUUAUGAAGGAAGAUGUUCGAGAACUCAUCUAUCGGGAAAUUCUUGAAUACCAUCCAAAGAUGUUAAAAGAGUUCUUGGAAGGAACAGAAUCAACUGGUUUUAUGUACCCAAGUGCUGUUGACCAAUUUAAGAAGCAAUUCGCUUAUCUUGAGGAGCAUUAUGGAAAUGGUGUGACUGUACCUCCACCUGAGAGACAACAUGCAUCAUUACCCAGACCAUGCGUGCUAUAUUCAGACAGCACAGCACAUCAGUCAGCAGAGAUCACUGAUGACCUAUCCAGAUGCUCCAUCAAGGAAAUCGAGCAGCAGCAACCAGAUAGAGGUUGUAGGGAUCCUAUGACAAGAGUUCCUCUCCAAGUUCCUCAGAGAAUCCAAGGUGCAGCUGCAAAGCCUGGGAAAGUUGUAAGUUCGGUCUUGCGCCAGAACUGUAGAACAGCAGUGGAGGCUUUUGAACAACGCAAGAUUGUUCAAAAUCCCACUAUUUCAACUCAAUAUAAUGGUUCUGGCUGUUCAUAUCCUAGAAGGAACCCCAACUGUAAAAACGAGAGUGGAGAGGGUGAAGGACUUGAAGGAUCCAAUGGGGUGCAACCAAAACCGCAGUACAUUGCAAGGAAAGUGGCUGCUGCACAAGGUGGUCCUGGAGGUCAGUGGUACUGAUUCCAUAGUACAUUAGUACUUGUUCCGGGUAAUGGAAUUCUAUGUUUCGUGUUGAAUGUUGGAAAUUAUCUCUACUCACCGACCGCUAUCAGAGCCCCACUACCACAGAAUAUCUACUUAUUGGCAUCAAACAUGUGCAUCAAGUGUCAAGAGCAUCCAAUUGUUUGUCAGAAUGUUCUAUGGAUGCAGGUAUGCUGUUAUAUCAGCAGUCUUUGGAGAAUGGCUUCUAACUGUUGGAGAUGAUAGAGGAUGGUUAUUUUAAUUGUUGCAUAAAUUACUAAUGUGUAACUAGAUAUAUGGGGUAUGGACAAUUCUAUAACUAUAUCCCGUUCCUGUUCAGUUAAGAUAUCAAACUCCAAGAAUUAGGGAUUUAUGACAGCCAGAGAAGGGAUAUGCCCUUCUACCCAUUGUUUCAUAUGUUUAACCUCCCUCCCCAACCUAAUUCCUCUUGAUUGAAAGCAAGAGCUCAUGAUUGCUGUCACAACCAAUGAAUAACAUGCUCAGAUUGUCUCUCAGAUCUUUGUUAGACCUCUGAAUGUUGUAUCGUACUU
This is a messenger RNA of Telopea speciosissima, 2717 nucleotides long. Its product is annotated as mitogen-activated protein kinase 15-like. Lineage: Eukaryota; Viridiplantae; Streptophyta; Magnoliopsida; Proteales; Proteaceae. Gene Ontology annotation, molecular function: ATP binding; MAP kinase activity. The record is from RefSeq and is a predicted model, not a curated record. Gene Ontology annotation, cellular component: nucleus; cytoplasm. The transcript is spliced from 10 exons. Gene Ontology annotation, biological process: intracellular signal transduction; protein phosphorylation. The coding region runs from base 484 to 2166 and encodes 560 amino acids.